UAACACAGGGAUGUGGGUGAACCAGCAGGAAGUCCAACCUGAGUGAUUAUUAUCUAUUAUUAUUAUCUAUGUUACUAAAAAAAGAAAAAACAACUAUCAGUAUAUGAAAACUCAUUUAAAAAAGAAACUAAUUAUAUGAACUGAUAAUUCUUCUCUUUGGUACUUGCUCAAGGCCAAAUCUGAUGGGAACAACUGGGUUCGAUCUGACAACCUCCUCCUUCCCAGACCAACGCUCUACCAGACCACCGAGCACCAACUCCAUAGUUUUGCUGGUGUUCAAAAACAAGUGGUUAUUCUCACCAGCUCAAUGAAAGUCAGAGAUAUGACCCCCCUGUACUCCUGAUCAUAACCCAUGUUGUAAGUGAGUGGCUGACAGUGAAGUUGGAAUGUUUUAGUGGGAAUAGCAUUUAGUGAAGCAGAAAGAGGAAGCAGGUUUGAUUGAACUCAUUAGCAUGUGUAAUGAGGUGUUCUCAUCAAACUGAAAACACUUCUGUCUGUGUUUGUCUACACUCACCUGUAACAUACUGCAUUUGUCUUCAUUGUCAGUUUAACAGGGUUUAUUAGAUGGACACAGACAGCAGUAAGAUGGUGAUGGCCAGGGCUGCUCAGGUCUUGGUGAAUCAUAUCCAUACGUUCUACUCUAGUUUGGGGUACAUACUUUCUUAAAUCAUGUGCUUAAUUUAUAUUUAUUCAUCCAAGUGCUCCAUUGAUAGAAAAGAGAAAUAUGUCACAGCGGCUAGUGUACAGUAGAUCACACAGGAGUACACAUGUCACAUGCAUCCACUGGUACAGGCGAAGUGAUUUCAGGAAUAUAUCAUUUUAUAUUUUUAGAAUUCUUUUUAGCAGCUCCAGUUUUGUCUGUGGUCUAGAUUUCAUUUUCUAGGAAAGACAGAUCAGAUUCUGCCACAAUCACCAGACAAAGCUAACCGAUCUGCCAGCGUUUCACACCUUUCACAGACACGAGAGGACGGGGAUGCUAAAAAUAACCCAGAGGCUCCACAGGUUGUUCAUGCAUUGGAUGUUGGGAGGCUGCCGGUUGGGCGGGGCUGAUGUUGGAAGGCUGUGGGUUGGACGGGGCUGAUGCUGGGUGGACGUGCGCGCGCCACUGAUUUUCCCUCCUCCAUUGAUCAGUAGUGGGAAGGCGGUUCCUCCGAAGCCGCGUUCGAGCUGCUCGGCUGCGUCAGAGUCCAGCUGAGCCGACCAAGACAGAUACCAGUGGUGAAAACGAAAGAGGUUCUGGACGAGCCUGGAGAGCGGGCCGUGAGUCGCCGAGGCAGACCUGCGUCGUGAACCACAGACAGACGAGACAUGGACGGAACAACGGAGGAGGAAUACAAAGAGAAAUUAUUAUGGAACGUGAAGCGGGAGGUGAAGCAGAUUAUGGAGGAAGCAGUGACUAAGAAAUUUGUCCACGAAGACAGCAGCCACAUUAUUGCUCUUUGCACUGCCAUCGAGUCCUGCCUCAGUCACCUGCUGAAGAGACGAGCAGCUGGUUUUCUCCGCAGUGACAAGAUUGCCGCCCUCUUCAACAAAGUUGGCAAAGUGUAUGAUAUUGCUGGCGAGGUUUGCCACAAGGUGCAGGAGCAGCUCCAGCAACAGGCAGAUUUAACCAGGAGAAUGCAGAUCGUGGGACAUGAGCCUCUGAGGAGACAGGGCUCGUCCACCACCAACCGUUCCCCUCAGCCCCUCUCAGUCCAGGCAAUCAAACACAUCUGGGUCCGAACAGCUCUGUUUGAGAAAGUGCUGGACAAGAUAGUACAAUAUAUUGUGGACAACGCAAGUAAAUACUAUGAGAGGGAAGCACUGGUGCAUGACUCAGUCUUUGGCCCUAUCCUGGCCGCCCUGCUGGUGGGGCCCUGUGCUCUGGAGUACACUAAAUUAAAGACAUCAGAUCAUUUCUGGACCGACCCCUCAGCCAACGAACUGGUCCAGCGACACCGGAUCCACGGGGCCCACCGGGGUCAGGACACGACUGCUGGCCGUCGGCCUGCUCUGGGGAUCCGCAAGAGGCACUCCAGUGGCAGCAUGUCAGAGGACAGGUUUGCUGCCUCAGCAAGGGAGUAUGUGGAGUCUCUUCACCAGAACUCCAGAACACACCUUCUCUAUGGGAAAAACAACGUCCUGGUGCAGCCGAAAAAAGACAUGGAGGUGUUGCGAGGGUACUUGUCCCUCCACCAGGCUGGUGACAACCUAACCCUGAAAUGGACACCCAACCAGCUCAUCAACGGCACGCUGGGGGACUGUGACCUGGAAAAGAGUAUCUACUGGGACUAUGCACUGACUGUUCCUCUGCGCCAGAUAGUCUGCAUCCACUGUCAUCAGCGCCCUGACUGUGGUGGUACCCUGGUUCUGGUUAGCCAGGAUGGGAUCCAGCGGCCACCCCUCCACUUCCCCCCCGGCGGUCACCUCCUGGCCUUUCUCUCCUGUCUGGAAACAGGCCUUUUACCACAGGGUCAGCUGGAGCCGCCCCUUUGGUCCCAGAAAGGCAAGGGAAAAGUGUUUCCUAAACUGAGGAAGAGGAGUAGUUCUGCAAGGCUCAUUGACCAGGACAGAGAUGCUGAAGAGCAGACUGCUGCUGACUAUGUCUUUCGCAUCGUCUAUCCAGGGUACUGCUCCGAUGCCACAGUCACUAUAAACUACCACCACAACACAGGCAGCCGUGCUCCCUCGCUGGACGAUGAUGAGGAAGAAGAAGAUAGGCUCCAUGCUAUGAUCUCAAUGAUCUGCUCGCGGAACCUCACAGACCCUAAUGUUAUGAAAGACCAUGGGGAGAUGAUAGAGAUGCAGGGGUUUGGAGGAAGCCCGUCAUCAUGGCAACAGGCUGAAGUAACUACUCACGAGUCGUUGUGUCAGUCCUGCUCCACAGCUGGCAGCAACAUGUUGUUCAACCACUUGGCUGGUUGUACCUGUAUCCACGUCCCCUCAGACAUACACACUGUUCCUCUGAAGAUGCUUUGCCAGAACAUGAAGAGGCAGAUUGUUUCUAGAGCAUUUUAUGGAUGGCUGGCCUACUGUCGACACCUGUCCACUGUGCGGACUCACCUUUCAGCUCUGGUCAACCACAGCAUCGUUCCCCCAGACAGACCCUGUGAGGCAUCCGGGGGCCUCAGCAAAGAGGUGUGGAGCAAGUACCAGAAAGACUGUCAGAACUACAAGGAGCUGGAGCUGCUGAGGCUGGUUUAUUACGGUGGUGUGCAGCAUGACAUCAGGAAGAAGGUCUGGCCUUUUUUGCUGGGACACUAUAAGUUUGGGAUGGGCAGGAAGGACAUGAGCCAGAUUGAUGCAAAGGUCAGUGAGCGCUACCAGCAGGUGAUGCGGGAGUGGAAGGCCUGUGAGGUGAUUGUCAAGCAGAGGGAGAAGGAGAUGCAUUCAGCCAUCUUUGCCAAGCUCUCGUCAGGCAGCAGCAUUGACAGCCAUGUCCUGCGUCUGGUUCAUAGAGACUCCACGCUCAGCAACGAGGUGUUCAUGUCGGUGGAUGAGCCAGACACAGGGAGCCAGGAGACCCCCAGUGGAGAGGACAGCACCCCCACCAUGACCACCUUGGGUCCUCCUGCAACUGUGCCCCAGGAGGAGCGCCUCCUGAUGGAGUUUGACUCCCCUGAUUCCGGUCUCCCUUCCUCUAGAAACUACUCCGUGACUUCUGCUCACUCUCAGAUCCUGUCAAGUAUAGAUGAUGGUCAGAGCACAGAGGAAGAAGGGGGGGGUACAGAGGAGGUCAGGACUCCAAGUGUGCUGGGGGAGUGUCAGGACUCCCUGACGGAGGACGGACUUUGUAAUCAACUGGACAAACUGGUGACAAGUGAAGCAGCUACUGAGGGAAUGCCUCCGUCCCUUUCCUCAUACACGAUCGAGCUACUGGACACAGUUGCUCUGAACCUCCACAGAAUCGAUAAAGAUGUGCAGCGCUGCGAUCGAAACAAUUUCUACUUCACCACAACCAACCUGGAGAAACUACGCAACAUCAUGUGCAGCUAUGUGUGGGAACAUCUAGAAAUGGGCUACGUGCAGGGCAUGUGUGACCUGCUUGCUCCACUCAUGGUCAUCUUGGAUGAUGAGUGCUUGGCCUACAGCUGCUUCACUCAGCUGAUGAAAAGGAUGAGUCAAAACUUCCCUAACGGUGGAAUCAUGGACACACACUUUGCCAACAUGAGAUCACUGAUCCAGAUCCUAGACUCAGAGCUGUUUGAACUAAUGCAGCAAAAUGGAGAUUACACUCACUUCUACUUUUGUUAUCGCUGGUUCCUGCUGGACUUCAAGAGAGAACUCUUGUAUGAGGACGUGUUUGCCGUGUGGGAGGUGAUCUGGGUGGCUCCCAGGAUUUCUUCACAGCACUUUGUCCUCUUUCUGGCUUUGGCCUUGGUCACCGUUUACCGUGAGAUCAUCAUGGACAACAACAUGGACUUCACUGACAUCAUCAAGUUCUUUAAUGAGAUGGCAGAGCGCCACGAUGUCCACCAUAUCUUGAACGUAGCACGUGAGCUGGUGCACAAAGUCCAGUCUCUGAUGGACAACAAGUGAUAAGAGGACAAGCAGAAGAGGGUUUCAGGACCCUCCUCACCCAAUUGGAGCAGCAGCAGAACCGACUGUCUGCCCAGAUCCACCAGGGGUCAGCCCUGGUCUGUUUACAUAUACUUAUGGAAUGCCCAUGGUGACAUGUAGAUUUGUCUGCAUGCUUGUAAGUUUGAUCACACUGUGAACAUAUUUUGACUCCCCCCGAUCCCACAGAGCUUGUGUGUGUGCAUGAAAACACACAGUUCAUAGUGGCUGUAUCAACACUCUGGGUCGAGGAGUCCACCCUAGCUCCUCGACCCAGAACAUGGAGGCCAGUCAGGAAGGCUGACGUGUUCUCAGUGUUUGACUCAUGUUGCUCUGUGCACUGCUCAAGUACAGGACGUUCAUGCAGCACAGCUGAAGCAGCUGCGUAGAAGAUUCCAUACGUGACCAAAUGGACUGUGCCAACUACCUUUUAGAGUGUUUCCUAAGACAGCAUGCCCCCAUUUUGUUUCAUUACCACACUGAUGUUGCCUUUAUCUGUAACAACCCAACAUACUUAGUUGUACUUAUAACGAGAGUUUCCUUUACAGUGCCCUCCACAGCAGGUGGUGGCACAUAGAGGCCAAUGUGUGGAGGCGCUGAACUGUGGACCCUCAGGAUGAACUGCAGCAAACCUUUCUGAGCAUGUCGCUUCUUAGAGUGUAAUUUAACCUGAACAAAAAAGCACAAAUAUAAGACUGAGCACAAAGUCUACACAGGAGAUCCAAUUACACACAGGAUCAAUAGUCUCAUUGUUCUGACUAGUUCUGACCAAACUGAUUAAAAACAGCGUAACUAUUUCAGCCUUUGUAAGUUUUUAGAUUGAUUAAAAGGAUGAAACUGAGUCACAGACAUAAAACCAGUGAGUCCAGAAGAAGUGGUUGCAUUUUCCCCCGUGGAACCUGAAUUUUGAUUCCUCCAGACUCCAGCUCAGCCUCUGGACUGGAACAGUUGAAGGACACCUCCCCAUUGUCCCAAGUUAAAAACUACCUAAGAAAAGCUGCUUAAUGCCAAACCUCUGUAGUGUUCAGUGAAUCAGUAUAACUGUAUCUGGUUUUGGCAUCACAGCAACAGCACAUUGUUUCAACUAAAAGGGAAUUUUUGAUGCUAGUUCCAAUCCCUGUUGUCUGUGAGCGUUCCAUUUCACCAAACCCAAUGUGGCUGCAUAUGAUUGGUCAUCCAGCAUGGACCUGCACCUACAAGUGCCAAGAGUCUUCCCCAAUCUUGCGUGUACUGUAGUCAUCUGGCUCUGAUUCGCUAGCUUGAUCCACGGUGGGUAGCUUGUAUGGAUGUUGCUGCGGACUGUGACCCCCCCGCUGCCACGGUAACAGAGGGCCAGUGGGGAAAACUGGGCCAGUCGCUGAGCUUCUUCUUCCAAUCAGGACAUUGUGUACCAAAGCCUUGAAGCAGCCCCCUCUGUGGCAUGAUGGCGUGCAAUUUCAUACUGCAUCUUGAAGACUUGACUGUUUACUAUGUGUGCAAAAUAUUUUUGAAAAUGGUGAUCUUGUAUUGAACUACUGUGCAUUUUAUGUUGAAGAAAACCCAUCAAAGUCUAUAUUGAUGUAAAUAUAAACCAAAAGCCCAAUAUUUCUAUGAGGACAUAGACAUAUAUAACUUAUUUUGAGAUCUAUUUUUUAUGUUGUGUUAAGAGCAUUAGUCAGAGGUGUGUAUGAAUGUGUAAAGAUUGUGUUACACGUUGACUGUUAAGUGUUCUUUCUUCAAAUUUCUAUUUAUUUAGAGCCGAUGAUGCAUUGCUGAAUACGUAUCAUUUGCCUUUGAAUGUAAAGUAUUAUUUAAAAAAAGUUGUUGAAUAAUGUGCUGCUUAAUAGUCUUCAGAUGUCUGACACAGAUUUACAGUGGAGGCCUCAUUCAUGAUACGACACAGGAAGCAGCCUUUUAAUAAAACAUGGGCUUUAACUGCUCAUAA
Molecule: messenger RNA, 6460 nt
Organism: Betta splendens (Siamese fighting fish)
Lineage: Eukaryota; Metazoa; Chordata; Actinopteri; Anabantiformes; Osphronemidae
Gene: sgsm2
Product: small G protein signaling modulator 2
Exons: 24
Coding region: 1309-4518 (1069 amino acids)
Molecular function (GO): GTPase activator activity
Source: RefSeq, a predicted model, not a curated record